Molecule: messenger RNA, 972 nt
Organism: Megalops cyprinoides (Indo-Pacific tarpon)
Lineage: Eukaryota; Metazoa; Chordata; Actinopteri; Elopiformes; Megalopidae
Gene: fgf7
Product: fibroblast growth factor 7
Exons: 3
Coding region: 145-756 (203 amino acids)
Biological process (GO): positive regulation of DNA-templated transcription; positive regulation of gene expression; cell differentiation
Cellular component (GO): cytoplasm
Molecular function (GO): growth factor activity; type 2 fibroblast growth factor receptor binding
Source: RefSeq, a predicted model, not a curated record
UCACCAUUUCGUCCCAGAAGACCUCCUCGAGCGAGAGAAAGGCCAGGUCACGGACCUAGCAGCAAAAGACUGCUCUUUUUUAUUUUUUUUAAGUUGAUUUUUUUUCAGCAUGUUGCUCGUGAACACCCUUUGCAUUGCAUUAUAAUGCGCAUAUGGAUGCUGAAAUGGAACCUGCCAAAUUUGCUCUCUGGACUGUACUUGCACAUGAUCUUUCUAGUGGGCAGUGUGUGUUUAGCUUGCAGUGAUAGGACUCCAGAGCAACUGGCUGCAAUUAUGAACUGUUCCAAACAUGAACGGCACACCAGAAAUUAUGACUAUAUGGAGGGAGGGGAUGUACGAAUCAGACAGCUUUUCAGCAGGACGCAGUGGUUUCUCACCAUCGACGAGUACGGCAAUAUCAACGGGACGCAAGAUCCAACAAACUGCUACAGUAUUCUCGAAAUCCGGACAGUCUCUGAAGGGGGUGUGCUGGCCAUUAAAGGGGUGAAAAGCCAGUAUUACAUAUCUAUGAACAGGACUGGCGUUCUGCAAGGGAAGAAGACCUACAACGAAAACUGCAACUUCAAGGAGGUUUUCCUAGAAAACUACUUCAACGCUUACUCCUCCGCAAAAUGGACUAAACAGAAUGGCAAAGAAAUGUUCAUUGCGCUGUCACAGAAAGGCCGGCCACUGAGGGGCAGAAAGACCCGGAAGGAGAACAUAUCAUCUCACUUCAUACCCAUGAAAUGCAAAGAAGAAGAGAGGCGCAUGGACUGAAGCCAUGGGGGUUGCCCGAAACAGUGAAUCGGGUACAUGGCCACGCCUCUUCCAGUUCCUACAACAGGCACAGUUGAUACACAGUUCAGUCACACUUAGUUCAAACACUGCCUGUUAACUGCUGACAAACAGGUACCCAAUCUGAUCAUUCGUUAUUAGCAAUAUUUUUGAUGGCUAGUAAACAGGUACAAAGCGACCCAAUGGCAUGAACCAUUA